Messenger RNA from Fusarium keratoplasticum, 2607 nucleotides. RefSeq lists its product as uncharacterized. The record is from RefSeq and is a predicted model, not a curated record. The transcript has 2 exons. The coding region runs from base 1 to 2607 and encodes 868 amino acids. NCBI's taxonomy places the organism in Eukaryota, Fungi, Ascomycota, Sordariomycetes, Hypocreales, Nectriaceae. Gene Ontology annotation, molecular function: protein binding.
AUGCCCGGCAGGUUCUCUUCGCUGAGGCGAUCAACGAGACCAAAAGGUCCCGUCUUAUCGUCGAGUUCGCGCAAACCGGCCACGCUCUUUGGCUCGUCCAAGUCUCGACCUUCUUCCUCCCAUGGACAACCUCCAGGCGGGGGGCUGUUGAGACCUCCCACGCUGGGAGGAGGCUCUUCUCGAAGAUCCAGGUCCCAUGAGGCCAGUCGCCGACCCCGAUAUCCCCCAACGUCGAGUCCGAGAGAUUCCUACUAUGGCCGUCCCAAGAGAAAGGAAACCCGUUGGCGGUCCGUGUCGCCUCGCGCCCGACCACCUCCGCCCAGACCAACGGAUCGCGUCCUUCGACGUCGCAUGAACCGAGACUCUGAUAUGUCCGCCGACGAGGACAGCAGGCCUGUCUCUCGUCGGCCAUCGCUGAGUCCUCCCCGUUAUCGCACCGAUCGACCUCCCAGACAAGAACGCCCAAGACCUCCAGCUCUUGGGCACGAAGCACCACCAUCGCCAUGGCCACCGUCUCCGAGGGUGCCGACGAGCGCACGUCCCCCGAUGAGGUCAUAUCCAACAGAUAGUUAUAGACCAGAUGCCCAACGACGACCGUUGUAUGAUGCGCCACGCUCCCCAAGAUAUCCUCCUCGGGCACCGAGGCCGUCGCCUCCUCCGGGCUAUAGACCAGCACCUCAUCUCGCCUCAGAGAUGCUGCGUGGGAGGCCCAGGUCAAGAGAUAGAUCGCCGCUGCCCCGCCAUCAUGAUACCGGCCCCUCUGCCGAUCGCGAAAGGAGACAUCCCCCUGCUGGCCCGGCUAAACCACAGGCCGCUCCUGAAAGGCCAGUCAAACCUCAAGCUGCUCCCGAAAGGUCGGCCAAGCAUCAGGGGCUCCAUGAAAGGCCGCCCAUCAGGCUUCCGGACAGACCGGCUCCCAAACCUGCGGCCACACCUGCAGAAAAGCCUGCCCAGAAGCCUGCCCAGAAGCCUGCUGAGAAGCCCAGCGAGAAACCCGCUGAGAAACCUGCUCCAGACCAGCAAAAGAGCAAGUCAAAUGAGUUUCUUCAACAUCUCCCAAAAGCGCUCGCAACGUAUAUUGGCGUCAAAUCGUUGAAUGAGCACGCCGACACGGCCAAAGAGUGGGCCGACUGGUUCAUGAACAUCCAAAAAGCCCCAGAUGAGAUGCGCGGUCUCUCUAGCAAAGUGACUGCAGCCAAGGACACCAUCGACCAGAUCCAGAAUACCAUUACCGCGCGCCCCGAUUUACUGGAAGGCGAAAGUGCCGAUGCUCUUAGGCAACUGAUCGAGUCGGCCAUCAAGAAUGCCAAGGUGGCCCUGGAUAAGAUGACCAAGCUUCUCCAGGACCUGAGCGAUGAUGGCCUAGAAGGGACGGUCUGGGAGGGUUUCCACAACUUCUAUAGCUCGUAUAGAUACAAGAAUGAGUGGGAGGACAAGAUCAAGGCAGCGGACGCCGAUCUCGAGAAGCAGUUGGGAACUCUCAACUCGCUCAUGGUCAACAUUUACUCACGUGCCCUCAUGAAGCCAGCACCUCCAGGGAUGAGCAAUCCACCUCCACCGCCAGGGUCGAGCAAGCCAUCUGCCUCUACAGAAGCAAGACGGUCGUCUCAUGAGCACAGCUCUUCGAGAUCAAGGGCUGGUUCAACUGGACUGGACCCUCCUCCGAUGGGUCAAUUUUACAGACCUCCAAGUCCAAACCCGACACCUGUGCCAGAAAACCCUGCGGAAGAAGCGGCUCCAGAAGCUGCAAGCUCCGAGCCUGCAUCCAACGAAAAGACGCCUCCAACUGAGGGACAUUCUGAAGAGAAAUCGCCAGAAAGCAACACUGACAGCAAACAAGCUUGGUCAACUCCGCCAACCGGAGCCCCGACCAAAGAUAACGUCCAGGCCGAUACUGAUUCAACUCAGGCACCGAAAUCCCCACCUAACGCUGCUGCACAGCAACCGAGCGAGCCCAAGAAUGACGAGCCCAAGAAUGAAGAAGCCACCCGUGAAGAGCCUCCCCCACAGCCAAAUGCUGCAAAGGCCAAGGCGCCUAAACAGCGAGAGCCAGCAGACGAUCCCGAAGAUGUGCUCCUUGAUGCUGCCUGGAAUGGCGACAUCGGCGCUUGCGGAGAAGCUCUUCGCAUCGCAUCGCCACUGACGCGUGACCUUCAAGGUCUAACACCACUGCACCUCGCGGCGGAACGUGAUCAUCUUGCCAUCGCGAUGCUAUUGCUUGAUCACGGCGCCGACUGUAACGCCCGCGCCAACGGAGGUCGAACGCCAUUGCAUCUCGCGGCGAGGUUUGGCUCAGCGGCCAUGGUCGAGUUUCUCGUAGAUGACGGUCGCGCAGACCCCAAUGCGAGGACAAAUGAUGGACGUACGCCUCUGCACUACGCAGCAAGUGCUGCAGUGGACGGAGACGACGAGAGGAGAGAAGUCGUCAGGAUUCUUAGAGAUUGGCGAGCAGACCCGACGGUUGAGGACAACAAGGGCAGAACGCCUCGAGACCUCGCACAGAAGCGAGACUAUUGGGACGUCUCAUCGACGCUGAGGAGAGCUGAGAAGAAAUGGGAGGAGGAUCACAACCCAAAUUGGCUUCAGCGACACGGAUUCAUGAAAUAG